Alligator mississippiensis (American alligator) is the source of this 2003-nucleotide messenger RNA. Its product is annotated as interleukin-9. The transcript has 5 exons. The record is from RefSeq and is a predicted model, not a curated record. Lineage: Eukaryota; Metazoa; Chordata; Crocodylia; Alligatoridae. The coding region runs from base 1490 to 1885 and encodes 131 amino acids.
CUGAAUCCUGCCUCGGGGCAAUACUGUCCAAACAAGUAGACAGAAUGGCGCACACACUGCUCUGUUUCAGACAAAAUCUGUUUCCUCAGAAGAAAGUUUACACAGCUAUCAAGUAAAGUAGUUAUUCAAUAGCCCAUAGUAGUUGUCAGCAAUAGUCAUUCAAGGAAACUCUUAAUUCUGGUCCCAGACUAUGCUAAAUAUCUCAAAAUUUGCCACUGCUUGUGCCUUGAAGUGUCAUCGGUCCCUGCAAACCAUUCCUUUCAAAUGGAACACGGUGGAGCCAUAGCAUGCAGCAUUGCCAACUUCCUCCUGCUAAGGGAGGGCAUCUGUUUUUUUUCUAGAUAUAUCCAUACGUCUGUUUUGAAGGUAUAUGGAUAAUAGGAUGUACACAUCCCACACUAAGCCAUGCAAGGAAAGACAUUCAACGGGAAACAAGCAGAUGACCCACUCCGCCUAUUGGCAGUGAAGCAGCUAUAAAAGCUAAGUGGAAAUUGCUUUUAUGAUCCUUCAAACACAGGGAGGUAACCAAGUUAGGACGUGCCCAGGUGAAGUCCUGACUGACAAGCACGUGUCAGAACCUCCCCAAGAUGCAAGAGCAAAGCAGAGACAGAUGAUUUCUCUCAUCAAAGAAGUUCCAAUGAAUUGCACAGCCUUUCUUAGCUGAGAGACCAGAUGAGACCAGAGACCCAUGGAGGAUUCAAGCUUUUGGUCAGGGGGCCUGUGUGAAAACACAGAAGCUCAGAUUGAUAUAUCUAUGAUAGCAAUAGGGGUGAGGUGGUGGAAAAGGGGUCAAGCAUCAUGGGAAGGGUGCGGCAGUGUUGCUUGAAGAAAGAAAGAAACCUUGGCACUAAAAUCUGCUAUUCUUGCUGCUUCAUGUUCUUUGCCUACUGUUCUGGAUUUUCAGCCUAAUGCCUAGUUGGUCAUUUAGUAUGUUUUUUUUCAUAAUCAAUCUUUCCCCAAAAAUGGAGCAGGCUGUUGUGUUGGAAGACUUGCAUCCUCGGGGCCUGAUUCUGUUUUCUUUGCAGCGGCGUGACUCUUCAGGGAAGCUGAGAUUGGAACCAAGUGCCAUAAAAUGGUACUCACAAGCUUUGCAGCUGUAAUUCCCCACGGAUGCCACUCCACCAGGGAAACCCAGUGUGGAACGGGACUCAGGCAUUUCUACAUCCAUGUUCCUAACAAGAUCCUGCAGCCUCACGGUCUCCUAAUUUGAGCUUUCUACAAAAUUGCUUUCGUGGAAGGUAAUUCAGCUACUCUUUCCGACUGUGGUGUGUGUGACACAGCAAUGCAUAAAUUAGUCAUCUCUGAGGAGCAUUCACAAAUUUCCACAGCUUGAAGGUAAAGUGGCUUCUGUACAUGACUCAAUUCCACAUUUGAUUGGAAGGAAUGGUGGGUUUUCCCCCAUUAGAAAGGGAAUUUUGUGCAAGACUCUCUUAAAAGGAGCAUCUGCCCCUUCUGUCAGCCAUCAGACUGAGUUGUAUUCGAAGCCAGAAUGCUGCUGUACAUCCUCUUCUCCUGUUUGCUGCUUGUUGUGCAAGCACGUACGAUUUGCCGAGUUCGUGAAACUAUCGAUCUUACAAACGAGUUACUUGUAAAGCUUGAAGACUGUGAGUGUACUGAAACUAACCAUAAUUCAUGCUUAUGUCUUCCCAUUCCAAACAAUGCCUGUUUAACAUGCUUUGAGACACACAAUGAAGAAAUAGAAGAAAAAUUGUCUACUAUUGGCAGUGACGGUAGGCGUUUGUAUCGCUACCUUCAGCAACUUCGAAACUGGAAGCUGUGCGCACCACUCUUUAAUUGUAAUGAAACCUGCGAUGCUUCCCCAGGGAACAUGAUGACUUUCUUAACAACAGUCCGAGCAGCUUUGCAAAAACUGCAGCACCAAUAAUGGAAAAGGGAAAAAAAUUAUUUAUUGUAUUUAUUCUCUAAAUAACAUAUAAAUAAGAUUUAAUAUAUACAAACUGUAACAGGCAAUUUACUUAAAAAAAUAAAACUAAUUUAUAUAA